This is a messenger RNA of Juglans microcarpa x Juglans regia, 2606 nucleotides long. RefSeq names its product protein ALTERED PHOSPHATE STARVATION RESPONSE 1-like. Bases 247 to 2529 code for a protein of 760 amino acids. NCBI's taxonomy places the organism in Eukaryota, Viridiplantae, Streptophyta, Magnoliopsida, Fagales, Juglandaceae. The record is from RefSeq and is a predicted model, not a curated record. The transcript has 5 exons.
CUCCAACCUUCCAACUUUAAAUUUUGUUCCUUAAUUUUGACCGUUGCUUUUCUCAACGUCUCUCUCUGUUCUGUCUCUCCGUGUCUCUGUGAUCAAACUUCCAUCGUCUUAUUCUCGCCCGCAAUAAUUAGCAGCCCGGGAAAUCCUUAUGAAUCUGAAGAGAACUACACAAGGAUACCACUUUGAUUUCCAUUUCAGUUCGAGCCUAAAGAAUUCCUGAGUGAAGAGGGAAAUCAAAAGUGGGAGAUGGGAUGUUCCACAUCAAAGCUGGAUGAUGAAGAGGCAGUUCAGCUUUGUAAAGAUCGGAAGAGAUUGAUAAAAGAGGCUGUUGAGCAGAGAAGUCGAUUUGCCUCUGGACACAUAGCCUAUAUUCAGUCCUUAAAAAGAGUUUCAGCUGCUCUUCAUGAUUAUAUCGAAGGGGAUGAGCCUCGUGAGUUCUUAUUAGAUUCAUUCAUAACCCCACCUGUAAAGAAAUCCAGUCCUGGUUUCAUCACUAUAUCAUCCAAAACCUUAUCAUCAACACCAAUUCAGUCUCAGCCUAAUUCAUGUUUGAAAAUAAAUUACCUAAGACCGGGUGGGGAGCCAGCUGUAUUUGUUGAGGAGAGACCUCAAUCACCAGAGACUGUCCGAGUUGAAACUUACUCGCCAAUGCACCCUUAUGGCAUUGAUGGCUUUUUUGGGACACAAUCCAUGAGUUCUUCAUUCUUCUCUUAUUCCCCUAACAAUGGACCCAAUAUUCCUCCAUCUUCACCUCAAACAUCCCAAUGGGAUUUCUUUUGGAAUCCAUUUUCAUCAUUGGACUACUAUGGCUACCACACACGUAGUAAUCUUGAUCAUACAGUCAUGUAUGAUGAUAUUAGAGGUCUUAGGCAGGUCCGAGAAGAAGAAGGGAUUCCAGAAUUAGAAGAAGAAACUGAACAAGAAGAAUCUGAUUAUAAGGUAAACCUGACCGAUGAAAGAACUAAACCUGAUAUAAAUUUCCCAAGGGAAGGAAUUGUUGAAGAUAUCGAUGAGGAUGAGGAUGAAGAUGAAGACGAAGAUGAUGAGGAAGAAAUAGAUGGUGAAACUGAAACUGAGCAUCAGGAGGCAGGCUUACAAUCGCAUCGUGCAACCAUGGAUGUAUCAAAAGCUCAAACCACGGGAAAAGUUGAAAUUAACAAUAAAGAAAUGGCAAUCGGAGAUCAAGAAUCCAAGGAAGAAACACCAGGUUUUACUGUUUAUGUUAACCGCAGGCCAACAAGCAUGACAGAAGUUGUCAAGGAUCUUGAAACUCAAUUCAUGAUUGUUUGCAAUUCAGCCAAUGAGGUUUCGGCAUUGUUGGAGGCUAGCAGAGCUCAUUAUGCAUCAACCAACAAUGAACUCACACCCUUGAAAAUGUUGAACCCAAUAGCUUUAUUCCGCUCAGCUUCAUCUCGUUCGUCCUCAUCAAGAUUUUUAGUUAAUUCUUCUAGUUCUAGAGACGAAGGAGAUGAAAGCAGUAGUGACUAUUCGGAGGAAUCUUGCUUGUGUUCAGGUAGUCACCAAUCAACAUUGGACAGAUUAUAUGCUUGGGAGAAGAAACUCUAUGACGAAGUCAAGUCUGGCGAAAAGGUUCGAAUUGCUUAUGACAAGAAAUGUAUGCAACUCAGGAACCAAGACAUCAGAGGAGACGACCCCACUGCAGUUGAUAAAACAAGGGUAGCCAUCAGAGAUCUGCAUACCCAAAUAAAGGUUUCGAUGCACUCAGUUGAAGCUAUUUCGAAGAGGAUCGAAGCUCUAAGGGAUGAAGAAUUGCAGCCUCAACUUCUUGAAUUAGCACAAGUGUUGGCAAGGAUGUGGAAAGUAAUGGCAGAAUGUCAUCAGUCACAGAAGCGGACAUUAGACGAAGCCAAGCUAUUACUAGCAGGAAUGCCUUCAAAAAUAUAUGCGAAAAAACACUAUUACAUGUCAUUAACUGAGCCUCACAGGCUGGCCCGUUCAGCUGCCAAUCUUGAGACAGAACUCAGGAAUUGGCAAGUCUGUUUUGAGUCAUGGAUCACUUCUCAACGAUCCUAUGUGCAUGCUCUAACUGGCUGGAUACUCCGGUGUGUCCGGUCUGAUCCUGACACUUCAAAAGCACCUUUCUCUCCUAGCCGGUCCAGCGGAACCCUUCCAAUAUUUGGACUUUGCAUCCAAUGGUUGAAAAUCUUCAAUGAGAUUCUAGAAACACCAGUGCUUGAUGGACUUGACUUUUUUGCAGCUGGGAUGGGGUCUCUCUAUGCUCAGCAGCAAAGGGAGGAUUCUCGUCGUACACCAUUUGGAUCAAAGAGAAAUGGUUUGGAGGAAUUUGAAGGGAAUAUGAAAAUGGUGGAGGUUGGUCAGGUUGAAGAAGAAGGAAUGACAGCCGAGAAAAUGGCUGAAGUUGCAAUAAGGGUGCUUUGUGCUGGAAUGUCAGCUGCUAUGACCUCACUGACAGAAUUCUCAAUCACUUCUGCUGAGAGAUACGAAGAACUCGUUAAGCAAUGGGAAAAUACCAAGAGGCUACACAGUUCGAGUGGCACUGAAAUGUAACAUGGAAUUUUGUUGCGUAUUUCAAUAAUUGUGUAUCCAUGUAAUAUGGCAAAUUUAACUUCUUAAUUUUGCCGUAA